CUAUAGCUGCGAACUAGUCAGCCCAACGUGCAGAGCGCUGCUCAGCUUGGAUUGCCGCUGGUUCAACGGGGUCUUCGACAGCGUCGCACUCCAUGUGCGCUGCUUGCGUGGAUGUUGAAAUUGCGCUGUGCAGCUCAGUAACCGCAGCAGGGAAUCAACAUGUCGAACCCACCCCACGACCCGUUCUACUCGUCCCCGUUCGGACCCUUCUACAGAAGGCAUUCGCCCUACAUGGUGCAGCCCGAAUACCGGAUCUACGAAAUGAACAAACGACUUCAGUCGCGCACAGAGGAGAGUGACAGCCUUUGGUGGGACGCCUUCGCCACCGAGUUCUUUGAGGAGGACGCCACCCUCACGCUGUCCUUCUGUCUGGAGGAUGGGCCAAAGAGAUACACCAUCGGACGGACUCUGAUCCCACGUUACUUCUCCACGGUGUUCGAAGGCGGAGUCACUGACCUCUACUACAUCCUGAAACACGCCAAGGAGUCCUUCCACAACUCCUGCAUCACGGUGGACUGCGAUCAGUGCACCAUGGUCACGCAGCAAGGGAAACCAAUGUUUACAAAGGUGUGUACAGAGGGACGUCUCAUCCUAGAGUUUGCCUUCGAUGACCUGAUGAGGAUCAAGACCUGGCACUUCACCAUCAGACAGUACAGAGAGCUCAUCCCUCGAAGCAUACUGGCCAUGCACGCACAAGACCCACAGGUGCUGGAGCAGCUUUCUAAAAACAUCACCCGCAUGGGCCUGACCAACUUCACCCUCAACUACCUCAGGCUGUGUGUCAUACUGGAGCCCAUGCAGGAACUCAUGUCGAGGCACAAGACCUACAACCUCAGUCCUAGGGACUGUCUGAAGACAUGCCUGUUCCAAAAGUGGCAGAGGAUGGUGGCUCCCCCAGGUAACAUUUGCAAUGCCUACCUAACCAAGCCCGCUUCUUUGACAGAAGCAGUCCAAAUAACAGAAGCUGGACACCCACAGAACUUCAAAACGGAAAUAUUUCCCACGAAUCACAAAAAAGGUCGCGCCAAAGCUGAGCCCGCCAGACAAACCGCCACAAAGAGGAGGAAAAGGAAGAACUCAGCCAGCAGUGCCAACAGCGGCGUCGGCAACACCAACAAGAAACGCAGCCCCGCCACUAACUUCAGCCUCUCCAGUCAGGUACCUGACGUAAUGGUGGUGGGUGAGCCUACCUUGAUGGGCGGCGAGUUCGGCGACGAAGACGAGCGUCUGAUUACGAGGCUGGAGAACACGCAGUACGACGCCACCAACGGCCUCGACGACGAGGACGAUUUCAACAGCUCACCGGCGCUCGGUAACAACAGCCCAUGGGCCACCAAGCCCCCUAGCAACCAGGACAGCAAGCCAGAGAGUACAGCGCCUCAACCCUCUCAGUGAGAAAUGCAAAAAGAAAAGAAAUUAAAGGAAAACAAGUCCAGACAAGUCUUGAUUAGGCCUACCCCGUGGACUGUACCCAUUUCGCACACUAGGGCAGACUCCUCACCCAUUCAGAAAUUAGAUCUUGUUGGCCACAUUCUAGAACUCUGGUCGAUGGUGUCACGCUCAUUACAACCAAAAUACAAGGACAAUUUGUCUCUGAAUCCCUGUAAAAUCCUGGAGAUGCUACUAACUGAUGACAUUGCACAGCAAUAUCCACAAUGACAAAGACUACUUUUUUCACGGAGAUGCAUACAGGCUGUAUGCACCAAUGAGAUAAACUAUGGAAGGUGGCCAUUUUCCCCAAUAAAGCCUCAGCUGGAAUGCCCAGAGAAUGACACAAAGUCUGAGCUUGCUUUUAUGGACAUAUUCUCAAUUCUUGAACUUUACCUGUAGCGGUCUACUGUGUGUAUGCUCUUUUGACCUGUAGGUCAUGGCCAUUGUAUGACAGAUGACCAGGGAAGUAAUAGAAAAAAAACAAAGACUGAGAUUCUUUUUUCAGAGCAACAACCUCAAUGAAAGUGAACCGUUAAGGUUUUCCACAGCCGACGGAGCCAACAUGCAUUGGCGAUCAUCGAAUCGCUGUCCCAAACAUUAGCAUUUUUAUUGGAAAUUCAUUUGGCUGUUGGUUUGUUUAUGUUGCUGUUUUUAUUUUUUCCUUCAAAAUUUCCAAUUAAACAGAAACAUACUCUUUCACCACUAUGGACUUGUUUUAAAUGGAGAAACUGGUGCCCUGGGAUUGCUUUUUCCGAAUUACUGCAGUCGUUGCAGAUUGUGAUUUCAUGCAAACCUGUUCAAUUGUGUUUGUAGUCUAUUGGUGUUAUUUUGCUUCUCCCAGAAUAUUUUGCCAUUACAUUGUAAUUUUUGCCAAUCAGUACUAUAUGUGACUUUGCUAAGAGACACCAAUGCAUUAAGGUUGAUUUUGUUUUCCUAUUUGGAAUUUGAAUUUUUCCCUUUAAUGACCUACUCCCAAACUGAUAUUCUAAAGCUUUUCCUGCAUGAUUUAUAUAUUUUUGUUUAAUAUAUGUACUUUUUGAGAAACGUUGGUUCAGUUUUUAUUUGGUUCAUCAGUUUGGGAACACUGUUACAAGGUUUGUAGCUCUGUAUAUAGAGGUGUGACCUGUUUAAUCCACUUCAAAUAACCACUGAGACUAUUUUGUACAUGGCAGCUGUUUUGACAAGCUUUCUGCAGGGAUUUCAAAUUUCUAUAGAGCUACUUGGAUGCUGGUUGUAUGUCUGAACAAUGUAAAGUCAGCUCACGUCCUCAACAAUCCCAGAAUCCACCUCAACAACUAGAACUUGCUUUUGACAACAACCUUUAUUUAUAUCACGUGUAUUCCUAUCUCUUUGGUCUACAAAAUAUAAAAAAUAUAACCACAUAUACUACAGUAAGAUACAGCCAAAACCAGCACCCACAAAUCUCUAAAGAAAGUAUUUGAAAUCCCUGAUUUUGUGUUCUUCAUUUAACUCAGACUAAUUAAUACUCCCUGAUCUCCUAGACUCACUGGUUGGAUUUGGUUUCUGAACGUCCAAAAGACAACAGUGGAUGUCUUUAUACAUUUGGAUCUUUGUGUAUUUAUUUGUGCAUUUGUAAGGAAGCCAACACAUUUCUGAAUAUGUUUGAGCUGGUAUUAUUAGUGCUCUGCACAUUUGUACAUUAUAUAGCAGAGAUGUUUUGUGUCAUAUCUGAUGUCUGGUAUGUAUGCUUUGCCAUUAUGUGUGCCAAUAAACAGU
This is a messenger RNA of Hypomesus transpacificus, 3168 nucleotides long. It is a transcript of the gene ldb2a, whose product is annotated as LIM domain binding 2a. Gene Ontology annotation, molecular function: LIM domain binding. Gene Ontology annotation, biological process: nervous system development; positive regulation of transcription by RNA polymerase II; negative regulation of transcription by RNA polymerase II. The transcript has 9 exons. NCBI's taxonomy places the organism in Eukaryota, Metazoa, Chordata, Actinopteri, Osmeriformes, Osmeridae. Gene Ontology annotation, cellular component: nucleus; transcription regulator complex. Bases 160 to 1395 code for a protein of 411 amino acids. The record is from RefSeq and is a predicted model, not a curated record.